Messenger RNA from Trypanosoma rangeli, 789 nucleotides. RefSeq lists its product as uncharacterized. The transcript has a single exon. The record is from RefSeq and is a predicted model, not a curated record. Lineage: Eukaryota; Euglenozoa; Kinetoplastea; Trypanosomatida; Trypanosomatidae. Bases 1 to 789 code for a protein of 262 amino acids.
AUGACUCAGGCCUUUAUUGGGCCUCAACAACUACAGCUGCAGAAGGAGCGACACGUUAUAUUGAAGGCAGCUUUGAACGGAGAGUUCGACAUAAAACCGUACAACGUUGCUGAAGGAUAUCAGAGGCAUAUAGUUCACCUCCGUUUUUCAUCGUCGACGAUUCUUCUUCCACGGUUAUUGACAGAGGAGGCACUUCAGCAGCAGCUGAUAGAACUGGGGGAGAAUGAGCAGCUUCGCAUUGGUGGUCUUCUCUUUUUGGUGGGUGAACCCGCUGUGUUCUGGUCCAUGAUGCAGCUCUACUGUAUGCGCGGGACGACGACGAGCUCCAAGUGGGACACGUUGCUGGCAAACGCAAAGCGUGGCUACGUGGAGUGUAUGUUCUUCCGUUCGGCAGUGGGAUGCUUGAGCAGCGAGUGCCCCUUUUCUCACACCACUCCCCCAGCUGUUACGUUGGCCACGCCAUUGCAAAACAUGGCGACAAACAACGCUCUUCUGACGCCAUUGUUGGGUUUUGGUGCGACAACAACAGGAACAGGUGUAAACAUUACGACACCGGCGGUGACUUCAGUGACAAAAACGCACACGAACGGCCUUUGCCAGCCCACAGACUCUGCGAGGCAGGUCAACAUUCCGUCAUUGACAGUAAAAACGGAUGAAUCCGUGGCGUUCCGUGACAGCGUAUGGGGGGCCUGCGGUAUUUCAGAGCCCAAGCCUAUUCAAGAGCCACAGGAGGACCUUUCCUUCAUCUGGGGUGGUGGGGUGAGGGGUGUACCGGAUUUGGAAUGGUAG